Hirundo rustica (Barn swallow) is the source of this 3456-nucleotide messenger RNA. RefSeq names its product KLF transcription factor 13 (gene KLF13). The record is from RefSeq and is a predicted model, not a curated record. Gene Ontology annotation, molecular function: RNA polymerase II cis-regulatory region sequence-specific DNA binding; DNA-binding transcription factor activity, RNA polymerase II-specific. Gene Ontology annotation, biological process: regulation of transcription by RNA polymerase II. The transcript has 2 exons. The coding region runs from base 419 to 1252 and encodes 277 amino acids. NCBI's taxonomy places the organism in Eukaryota, Metazoa, Chordata, Aves, Passeriformes, Hirundinidae.
GGGUCCGGGCGGCUCCGGGCAGCGAUAACGGGGAGCGCCGAGUCCGCUGUCACAGCGCGAUGGGAGGGCUGCGAGACCGCAUCGCCAGCUCGUUGCCUUCUUGAGAAAACGGCAUUAAUCCAUACUCCGAGCAACAAGCUGCCAGUGCCAGGAUCUAUCUGCUGUUCUUUUUCUCUUCCAUUGGACCGCCAACGCUUUUUCGAUUUAGUGACAAGCUGGGUGUGAUCGUCACGAACAAAGUGUGGGUUUGAUGGCUGCUAAAUCAGCCUUUGCUCCUACAAACCGAUCCUAAGAAAUAAGGGAGGGAAAAGUCUGCUUGUGUAAUCUUUAAGAAGGGAAAGAGCGCUGUUGUGUUGGGUUUGUUUUUUUCUUUUUUUUUGUCUUCGAGUGUUUGGAUUUCUUUUUAAACUUAUGAAAAAUGGCAACAGCAGCAUAUGUGGAUCAUUUUGCAGCAGAGUGCCUUGUUUCUAUGUCGAGUCGUGCUGUUAUCCAUAGUCCCAAAGGGGAGCCUGAUCCCCAACCUGAUGCAGCAAUACUUCCUUCAUCCAAUGGAGAAGAGAGACGGGAAGUCAGAGAAACCGGGAAAGACAAUGGAUCAUCAUUACUUGUGGUAGCCAGCAUUUUAGCAGAUCUGAACCAGCAUGUCCCAAACUCACCUGCUCUAAGGACGGAAAAAACAGAGACGCUUGAUUUAACAGAACAAAUACACAUUUCUAUUGCUCCUGAGGAGUUUGGGGAAGAAAGUCUGUCUUCAGCUGGUAAGCAUGGAGGAGAAAGAGCAGCCACACCUACUAGCCCGGCUGCAGUAACUGAGCCAAGCCCCAGACAAAAGAACAAACGCAUAAGAAGCUGGACUGACCCCGGAUCACCCCAGAAAAAGCACAAAUGCCACUAUGUGGGGUGUGAAAAAGUUUAUGGCAAAUCUUCCCAUCUUAAAGCUCAUCUAAGGACCCAUACAGGUGAGCGGCCUUUCGAAUGCAACUGGCAGGGCUGUAACAAGAAGUUUGCUCGCUCGGAUGAGCUGGCCAGGCACUACCGCACUCACACCGGAGAGAAGAAGUUCAGCUGCCCGCUGUGUGAGAAACGCUUCAUGCGCAGCGACCACCUGACCAAGCACGCCCGGCGCCACGCCAACUUCCACCCCAGCAUGCUGAAGAGGAGGAGCGGCAGCGGCUCCAGGACAGGCUCUGUCAGUGACUACAGCCGCUCGGACGCCUCCAGCCCCACCAUCAGCCCCGCCAGCUCCCCGUAGACUACCUGCACUGGAUGUCAGCACUUUGCCUCUAAUGCCUAACGUGAAGUUUUGUUUGUGUUGCACACAUUUAAAAAACUCUGUUGCUUCCCCUCCUUCGGUUCCCACCCUCUCUUUUUCUAAAAAUCAGUAAAUAGCUGCCUCCCACUGCAAUUUUUAGUCAGAUUUUCUUUACCCAACCACACAAGUGGCUAUUCUAACCUCAUGGACAGAUAAACUUACGUGUUACACUUAGUGACUCCUGCUGUCUCAAUAUUUCAUAUAUUUUGCAACCAUUUAUGGAUCCUCUUCAUUAUUCUUUAUAAGAAAAUGAAAAAAUUCGAAAAAAGAAAAGGAAAAAAAUCUGCUUAAUUCACCUCAGGUGUCGAAGUAGUUUGUAAAACCGGAUUGCACAAUAUAAGCAUACAUACACUUAAAAAUCAACUGUGUUGGAUUUGUGUCCCCCUUCUCCUUUCUCAGGGAUGGAUAUUUAUGUUACACAAUAAUUACAAUGAAGACACACCCUAACCACGGCCUUACUCUGUAAAUAUAAUUGCACUUGGAAGCUUUUUGUUAGGUUCUUUCACACACUGGGGAAAUAAUAAAAAACCAAGUAAACAAUACAGAAACCAACCCAAUACUGGAAUGUAGUACCGGACUCUUCCACUCUUCGCUUUCCUGAUUAUUUACCUGUGUUGGGGAGUGUCCAAACAGGAACCUUGUCUUUCUUCGAGCUGCCCUCUGCUUACAGUAGCAAGCUGUCUGCUCACUUCAUGCUGAAGAUGCUCCAAAACCAACUUCCAAUUGCAAAAAUCUCUGUGAGGUUGAUAAACUUGUUUGUUGGUUUGUUUCAUGCUAGAUAAAAUUCUGACCAAAAAAAUUCAACAAGAUGCCUUAAAUGAGUCACCUGAAUCACAAAGAAAUAAAUUUACACUGGGUAACAUUUUAUGGCAAGGUGGCCUGGAAUCUUGGAGGCAUUCUCCUGUCAUUCUCUCCAAGUUGUUAAGCUGUCUGCACUGCCUAUUCAGUAUGGGACCAAUAGAAUAUUCAAACCAAACCCCACUGACUUGAAUAAUUUCCUUUCUUUCUUCUUCCUUUGUUUUUUUUUUUUUUUUUUUUUUUAAAUGAACUACAGAAAUAGCAUUACUGAACCAAUGCUCACCAAAACUGUUGUCAAGGUACUUACCUACUGUACAGCUAUGUCUUAGUAAGAAAAAUUGGCUAAGACAUAGUUUCUGUAUUCCGUUGCGUCAGAAUCGUGGUUGUUGAUAAAAGGAAGUGAAAAUCAUAAGGUAUCUUCUGACUGGAAUAAUGAAAUAUGCAUUUUUAAGUUUAAAAUAAGAUGACAUUAUAGCUCAGCACUACUUCAAUUUUCUCAAAAAUACACAUUACCAGCAUAAAGCAAGGUGCUCUUAUUUCUGAAUAACUUCUUAAUAACAGAAAGGGAAUAUUGGCUAGUUUUCAAUAACUUUCAAAUAUUUAACACUAGAUAGAGCACAAGGAGGUACAUUUUUAUGUUUUAUAUGGUAGAAAACAGAGUAAAAGACCAGGAGCAUAGUGAUGUACUGAAAACCUCACUGGCAGCAAAUACACUUUCCUUGGUUUGUCUGGGUCUGAUGGUGCAUAUUAUCAAUUCAGGUCCUUUUGAUUCUGGAAUUUUGGGAUGUUUGCUGUUUUUACUGUAGGGUAUAAAUGCAGUUAAGUGUAGCACGGUGAAAAGAAACCCUCUGCGCCAAACCUGUCAUUUGAUAUUAAGUGAAUGCCUCCAGAUUCCCCAUGAACCUGUAUCUUACUUGCUGCAUUGCAUUGAUCCAGUUUUGCAAAGUUUUAUUGUACUGUACGUUUACUGUGAGAAGCUAAUCUAGAUUUCCAGGUAGCUUCAUAGGUACUUCUAUAAUAUACAUUAUUCCUAAUACUACAUGUUCUAUUAGUUGUAUCGAUAAAUACUCUUAAGUAUUUAUUGAUACAACUAUAAAUCUAAACAAGUGCAGAUGUUUCAGUAUUUUUUUCAUGUUCAUUUGCUUGAGAUUUCACCUCUGUUAAUUUCCCUCUUUGAAUUGGAAGUUAUGAGAGGCACAAUUCUACUGUUUCAUUUCCCAGAAAAUGAAAGAACAUUGUGAGGUUUUUUUACAAGAUGACAAAUAGAGUUAAUGCGAUGAGUUGCCCAACCUCUGUAGUUAGGGAAAAAACAGAUCUGUUGGCCUCAACAGAUUUCCUCCUUUUUU